Molecule: messenger RNA, 402 nt
Organism: Trichoderma citrinoviride
Lineage: Eukaryota; Fungi; Ascomycota; Sordariomycetes; Hypocreales; Hypocreaceae
Exons: 1
Coding region: 1-402 (133 amino acids)
Source: RefSeq, a predicted model, not a curated record
AUGAUGCUCAAUGAGGCCAUGUUCGACGGCGAGGACGGCUGGGUGCUCAAACCCGCCGCCUACCAGGGCGCCGACAAGCUCAGCGUGACGCUCCACGAUGCCGCGAGGCACACGCUGGACCUCGCCCUCACCUUUUUCGCAGGGCACAACAUCCCGGCUGAGGAGGAGGACGAGGGAGACAAUCCACGCAGCAGAAGCGCUCUGCGUCCUGUCAUCAAGGCCGAGCUCCAUAUUGGUGAGGACGACAAGGACGGACACGAGCACUCGUACAAGCAGCACACAAAGGCCGCCAAAACGUCCAACCCCCAGUUCAUGUGCAGCAGCCAUCAAAAGGGAGCCGGCGAGAAGCUACAGUUUCUCAACAUCCCCAAGGUGGUGGAGGAGUUGAGCUUUAUUCGGUGA